AAAAUCCGCCUCCGUGAUUGGUAGGUCCCUCGUCUUUUACGCCUUGGUUGGUCAGCAAAGCGUGACGUCACACUCCACCCUCGGCAGUAGGGAACCCGCGCCCGACGGACAGGCACUGCACGUUCAGAAGCGCGGAAGCGAAGACGCACUUUCGGUUGGCUGUUCCUGAAAUCAUUCACAGUGGCGAUGCUUGUAGAAGGCCCCGUUGACCCCAAUAAGCUCGAGGCGGACGACGGAGACCUCCAGGAGGAGCACCGGAAGGACUCUGCCCGGGAAAAGAAAUCCAAAGGAUCCCGGAUGGGAGGAGACACGUCGCCCUUCGCCAUGGACAACCGCGACCCGAACAGCCUCAAUCCGCACAUCCAGGUGCUGUGGGACGACAUAGUGGGUGAGCCCGAGGGGCUGCGGACGCCGGACGGAUGCUGGAACUGUUCCAUAAAGUGUUAUGACGGAACAAGGCGUUGUUGUUACGUGCUGCUGGUGAUCUUCUUCGCCCCCUUCAUCGCAUGCUGCAGCGGCUGCCAGUUUGCCUGCUUGGCGUUCAACCAAGUCUGGUGCGUGGGCCCCUGUCUGAGGCUGUGGAAGAUCAACCUGGCCACCGUGAAGAAGUUCUGGGAGGCCUGGCUCUUGGCCAUGUGCAGCCCGAUCUGUGACAUCUGUGGCAUCUGCUUCUCCAAGGCCAAGGUCCGCUACCAAAAGCUGCCGGACUCGAACGACUCCGAGCCCGUCGACUACUUCACCGUCUGAAGAAGUUCGUCGAUCGCUGCCCAGGCUGACCAGCAGACCAAAGACAUUCCUUCGAACUAAACCUUAUACUGAUUGUUAUGAGUUAUAUAUAUUUACAUGUUUAAUUCUCUUCACGUUUCAUCUAAACUCAGUAAAAUCCAGACAUACAUUGCGUUUAAGACUUUGAUGAUAAACAACGAAAUAAUUUUCAUGAGCAUUUUUUUGUCAGUCUUUUCUUUGCCUUUAUUUUACAAGGGAGGCCUCUUUUUCUGUACUUUAAAGGUAAUUCUUUUCAUAUCACAGGUAGAAAGCAUACCUCUAUUUUUAUGAAGAAUAUAUAGUCUUAAAACUUAGUUAGGAUAGUCUAGUUUUGAUAAGCUAAGCGUGAGUGCACGACACGGUCUUUAAGUACAGAUGUCAUCUCUUUCUCUUGCAACAUGAGGGAAACUUGUUCGCAGCGGAUGGUGUUUCCAGUGGCGUAAAUUGCAUGCUCUAAUUUUCCAAUCGGGUGAAAUAAUAAGCACUAAAUAUUAAUCCAUGCCAAUGUCAACCAAAUAUAUCUUUGAUGUUACAAAGUUAUGUCUGAGUUAAUGUUAGAUUACAGAAAAAAGGUCUUCGUGUCACAAUCCUGGCUCUGUAAUACGAUUGGUGUUUCUCUGCGAAAUUCACAGAUAAAUUGUUUUCACACCUGAUAUACUGGUGGCAUCUGUUGUCGCAUCUUUUGUUGCAAUGACAGCAUGAAGGGAAGGUUUUAUUUCAAGGAGAGCUAUUUGGGAGUCAAAGAAAACCACUAUCAGUACCUAUGUAGCAACGGGAAAGACCUAAACAAAGAACAGACUAGCAAUCGAUACAUGAAGUGUUACCAAAUUACGUUUUAAUACCCCAAACCGUUAAAAAGAAAGCUGUUAACGAAUUUCGUUAAGAAUGUUGAAGCAGAUCCUGCAUUCAUGAGCUUACGGGAUGAAACCCAGGAAGCUGAGAAGCUCCAGCUUUCUUCGCCUGCCUUCGAUUUGUGUGACCUUUCCCUUAACUGUGAUAAAGUAGCGCGAACGCCGGGGCCAGUGAGUGCUUAGGGACGCACGGAGUGGUCGAAUAUCUUACAUUAAUUAUAUAUAUGUACAAGUUAAUAACAAGCAAAAUAUUAAGCAAGCAUGUUUGCCUGAAGGUGUUUAUGACAUGCCAUGAACCUUUAUGUCUGAGUGUUUUGUUCUGAGUGCGUACUCCCUCUACAAUCGAGACAUCGGCCAGAGACAAUAGAACGAACCCAAAGCAGCAGUCCGUAAUACUUGUACAAAUAGUUCCUUCUCCUUCUGGCCAAUAAUCGUGUAUGUAGUGUAAUCACAAAAAUAUUGACAAUAACUAAAGGCGAAAUCACCCCGUGGCAAUGGAAUCCAAAAGUAUGUACGGAAUUGCAAAAGGAAGGUGGUGGCGUACCUAGGGUGAACCAGCCGCGUAAGUGCCCUGGUGUCAAAUCAAGAUCGCCUUCCCGAGUAUUCAUUUCGUUGAUAUCGUCUUCUUUCUUAAAGCAAAGAUGCAUUUCUUUGGAAAUGUGCCUGUACCAUGUCUCCAGGCACUUAACGUCCAGGACCCUCAAUAGAAUCCAUUGGCCUGCGCCGUCUGCCCCAGACACGCCUCUACCUAUGGGCAUGGCAGGGUAUAUUCCCAUGUCCUUAUAUUCUAAAUAUGCAUGCAUCUAUACUCUAAAUUUGAUCUGUUGUUUGGCCAUUUUCCUGUGCAGUUAUAAUUUUAUUUUAUCGCAAGCUGUGGAAUAGAAUGAGGAUAUCAUAAACAUAUUGUAUUAUCAGUAUAUUAAAUGAACACAUUUCGUGUUUGCAAGUCUACAGAUGGUGCGACGUGUGGGUAACAAUCCAUUUUCAUGCUACAUUUGUAAUGUAUUCUCUAAACUAUAUUUCCCUGUACAUUUUAAAAAUGCAUUUACAAAAAGCCAAAUACAUAAAUAUUUACAUAAGACGGAAAAUAUUUUUGGUACAAAAUGCUCUUCUGGCGUUGUCUCUGGACUUUGUGUUGGCUGCCGGGGAUCCGUGUUUCACAGUGUUUGCAUUUUGAACACACAUUUGCAUAAUAAACUGUAUGUGAAGCAG
Molecule: messenger RNA, 2828 nt
Organism: Penaeus chinensis
Lineage: Eukaryota; Metazoa; Arthropoda; Malacostraca; Decapoda; Penaeidae
Product: caveolin-1-like
Exons: 4
Coding region: 187-747 (186 amino acids)
Biological process (GO): caveola assembly
Cellular component (GO): caveola
Molecular function (GO): molecular adaptor activity
Source: RefSeq, a predicted model, not a curated record